Molecule: messenger RNA, 4539 nt
Organism: Platichthys flesus (European flounder)
Lineage: Eukaryota; Metazoa; Chordata; Actinopteri; Pleuronectiformes; Pleuronectidae
Gene: cds2
Product: CDP-diacylglycerol synthase (phosphatidate cytidylyltransferase) 2
Exons: 13
Coding region: 149-1498 (449 amino acids)
Cellular component (GO): endoplasmic reticulum membrane
Molecular function (GO): phosphatidate cytidylyltransferase activity
Source: RefSeq, a predicted model, not a curated record
UCAGGGACAUCGAUUGAAUUCGAGUGAGCAGUGUUGUCGGAAAAAACAGAUCGAGCUCGAGUCUGACUUUAGGAGAAAGUGUGUGUCUGUCGGAGCCUCGGGACACUCAGGACACUCAGGACACUCGCUGUGGUCGUCAGCUGCCAACAUGACGGAGGUGAGGCACCGAGGAGCCAGAGACAGCGAGCCGCCACAGCAGCAGCCCUCAGAGGACAAGGGUUCAGACAGUGAGCUGAAGGGGGACAAAGAUGUAGCGUCUGACACUGAGACCAAGGUGGACUCUGGGGUGCCAGUUCCUCCUGAUGACACCCCAGAGGUUCUAAACAAGGCCCUUUCUGGACUCUCCUCGAGAUGGAAGAACUGGUGGGUACGAGGCAUCCUCACACUGGCCAUGAUCUCCUUUUUUUUCCUCAUCAUCUACCUGGGCCCCAUGGUGCUUAUGAUGAUUGUCCUCUGCGUUCAGAUCAAGUGCUUCCAUGAAAUCAUUACCAUCGGAUACAGUGUCUACCACUCGUACCACCUGCCCUGGUUCAGGACGUUGAGCUGGUACUUCCUGCUGUGUGUAAACUACUUCUUCUAUGGUGAGACCGUGACAGAUUACUUCUUCUCACUGGUGCAAAGGGAGGAGCCACUUCGCAUCCUCAGCAAAUACCACCGCUUUAUCUCGUUCGCCCUCUACCUCACAGGUUUCUGCAUGUUUGUGCUGAGUUUGGUGAAGAAACACUACCGCCUUCAGUUCUACAUGUUUGGUUGGACCCAUGUGACUCUGCUGAUUGUGGUGACUCAGUCUCACCUUAUCAUUCACAACCUGUUUGAGGGGAUGAUCUGGUUCAUUGUUCCAAUUUCCUGUGUGAUCUGUAACGACAUUAUGGCGUACAUGUUCGGUUUCUUCUUUGGCCGCACACCGCUCAUCAAGCUGUCCCCUAAGAAGACGUGGGAGGGAUUUAUUGGAGGACUUUUCGCCACCAUUGUGUUUGGUAUCAUGUUCUCCUAUGUGAUGGCUGGCUACCGCUACUUUGUGUGUCCAGUUGAGUUCAACAACGACUCCAACAGAUUCCAGGUGGACUGUGAACCAUCUGACCUGUUCCAGCUGCAGGACUACGUCCUGCCAGCCAUCCUGGAGUCUUUCACUGGAUGGACCACCGUGCGCCUCUACCCAUUCCAGAUCCACAGCAUUGCGCUCUCUUCAUUUGCCUCCAUCAUGGGACCCUUCGGUGGCUUCUUUGCCAGCGGCUUCAAGAGGGCCUUCAAGAUCAAGGAUUUUGCCAACACUAUCCCGGGACAUGGAGGCAUUAUGGACAGAUUCGACUGCCAGUACCUCAUGGCCACAUUUGUUAAUGUCUACAUUGCAAGCUUCAUCAGGGGCCCCAACCCCAGCAAGGUGAUCCAGCAGCUCCUGGCCCUCCGACCAGAUCAGCAGCUCUCCAUAUUCAACUCCCUGAAGGCUCACCUGAUGGAGAAGGGCCUGCUGCCGGCGCUGGGGGGGGCCGCCGCCUAGAUCCGGCUGCAACCAGAGCGGCUCCCCCUUUUAGGGGAGACAGGAGGGCAGCACCUGAGGGUGGUGGGCAGCCCUGGAGAUCUGGGAAACUCGCAGUGCUUUGUGAAAACACAACAGAGAAGAGAAAAAACAACAACAAAGAAAACCCGAAAAAAAAUCACAGCCUUGGUUCAUUCCAUUUCAUUGACAUAUGAGGGUCAUGUGUUUGUGUUCAUAUAGUCUGUGAACCAUGUUUGUUACACCAGUGUUUUCAUGUUGCGUUAGUGAAUUACUGUACUGUUACACUUUUACAUUAUUACCAACUUGUAUCUACUCAAACCGUUGAACAUAACGUCGGUCAGCUGUACAUUUCUACCCGUAUACAGGACAUCCCCUUAUAUACCUAUUACUGUGUUCAUAUUUUAUUGUACAUUUUCGUUUAAAUGCACUGCUUGCACCCUUGUUACUCACUGUAGUGUUCCUCCACCUGCCCCCCCAGAUUUUCAAUUUUCCUUUUCAUUAUUGUGAUUGUUUUUAUUUAUAAAUAGAUGUUUUUUAUAUUUGCUAUGUUCUAUUAUAUCUUAAAGGUUGUGUCUGUGUCAGGUUUAUUCAGACUUUUGCCAUCAUUUCAUGUUCAUAUAUGUGUGUAUGUGUCUUUUGUCUGUGUUUGCUGCCAUUCAACAUUUCAAAGCCUUUCGUGCUCAGUCAAUUCAUUUCAGUCAUAUUCUCCUUUUUUAUCUACGGAAGUUACUCUGAAGUAUUUGAUUGAAUCUGACAAACAGAGUCCAGUGUCUUGAUUCCCAUCUAUUGGUGCGUUUGUUCAUAUAUUGGAACUUAAGCAGAGCUCAAUCUGCAAAAUGCUCUUUUAUUAUGAACGAAGGCCAGACACAGUCAAUCCUCACCUGAUUGCCAUUUCCUGUUACGUUGAAUUUUUUGUUUUUAUUGACCCUAUUCAGUGUUUCUACAUAUUGUUCAAAUCUAAAAUAGGGAACAGGUAUGUUCAUAAGGUGGUGGGAUUGUUUAUUAUGGCUACUAUUUGGGAUGUUGUUUAGUGGUAGUUGGAGUUACACUCCACACACACCACCCCAACCAAUCAACCAGCCUGUGUUCGUUCCCUGAGGUUCUGAAGCAGGAGUUAUUGAUCACUGGCCAAUAUUUCUCAGAUUUAGAAUAUAAACGCUUCUGUAUAGUUGGGUUCAUUUUUGUUUAAGAUUUCUAAUUUAACUGUCGUGGGGCACUGCACUGAUUAUUUAACAUAAACUACUACUCAAACUGCCAAAACAGUCGUAUCUUGUCCUUCUGACUGUAGAGUAACUUUCUUUUUAAGUCUGGGAAAUUAACCCUGAUGAUGUCAUGGUGAGGGCGUCCCAAGUUAUCUCGCUCUGAGCACGGGGAACAAUCUUACCUGACAGACUUUUAAACAACCUGGACUGGGGGAUUUCUAAACAGUGGUAAUUCAAGAGCAGGGUCAAAUGAUAAAAGGCUCUUAAGUUGGAUUGUGGGAAGUCUCUGUUGCAUCAAUGUCUUGAGUUAACUCUUUCCUUCAUCCUUUCAUUGAUAAUAGGCCCUUUUUUUUACAAUAAAGCUUUGAAACUCAAACAGAGUGAGUUAUUAAAAGAAUGACAAUGUGCAAAUGUAAUCAGCUUAAAUACUCAAGAAACAUUCAAUAGAUUCCAAAAGCCUCGAUUGUUAAUCUAGAUGUGGUCAAGUUUAUAUGCAACUUGGGCUCAGACAAUGCAGAUUAGUGCAAACUAAGAAAUCAGUAAGUCACCUCUUCACGUCUGUUCACAGCCAUUAUUGAGUUUUGUCCAUUAGGUGUUCAUGUGUUUCUCCUCGUCAGUGAAGUGAGAUAGAGCAGUUUGUUUUCAGUGUUAAAUGACUGAACAGCAAUACCAGCCAUCACCGUCGUCUGUAGCAGGCAGGUGAAGCUCAGUAUCUCCAUGUCUCAUGGUAAUCAUAUAAAAAACAUGCUAUCAGAGCCACUGUAUAAAGCAAACCCGCUCUACAUGUUCUUUUUUGCAUUUGAAUGUCUCCAUAUUUCUAUCGAUUGAUUGAUUGUCAUUCCAUUCAUGUCUGUGGUUUGACGUGUGUGAUAUCCAGCCACGCGUUCUUUAACUUGACUUAACUCAAAAUAUUUAUUUUAUUGACUGUAAGCAAACCACACCUUUUCAAAGUGACUAUAUUGUUCAUUGAAGAUAUUUAGAGACAUGUUGAGUGUUCUUUAGUAUUUUUGGUUAGAGGAUAAUUUAAGUAUUAUUAUUAUUGCCAUAUAGGAAAGAGCAUUGAGAUUCUAGAAACGUAUUUUCUCUCUGUCUUUUCUUGUUGUGACUUUAGUGCACUUCGGUGUUUUCUCUGCUCCUCCCUGGUAGCUGUUGUGUGAAUCAGCUUCUGAAGCAUUGUGGAUAGUCGUAGUGCUCGGUGCACCGUCUCCCUCUGAGUAGACAUAGGAAGUUUCCUGAGAGAGGGUGUGAGAAUUCAUAGAUAGCUCACAUUUCUCUCUCUCUCUCUCUCUCUGGUGGUUUGAGGUGUUUUUCGGCCCCACGUCUCUGUACUGCCAUUUUUCUGUGUGGUGUUGUAGAAGACCACUAGAGAGAGCUGGAGCUCCUCUGGCCGGCCACCCACUGUAACACCUAUACUGCAUCUGAGCAGAAAGGUGAGACCCUUGUUACUGUUUGAUACAUUCCAGUACCCCUAAAGUCGAGAGGAGGUGGACCAUGAGGGAUCAGUGAUGUUUUUUUCCUUGGCACUCAGGAAACCUCCUCCGUGCCAUAUCUUAUCAAGUCGGUGUAUUGUGAAUCCUGCCCUGCCAGGACCCUUCUGAAAGGAAUGUAUGGGAGUGAUGAGUGUCCAACACUGUGUAGGCCCCCCCCCCCCCCCCCCCCCAAAUAGUGGACAACUAUUUUUGUGUUUAUAAAUUAUCUUUAAAAACUAUUUGAGUUCAGUAUAUUACUCUUAAACUGUGCAAUGGUUUGUGUUAAUUUGUUUGUCGAGUGCAAACUAAUGCUGAAAUGUGCUUUGCUUUGGUUCCGAGAAUAUUAAAGAUAUAUAUACCCAAAACAUCA